Molecule: messenger RNA, 1608 nt
Organism: Megachile rotundata (alfalfa leafcutting bee)
Lineage: Eukaryota; Metazoa; Arthropoda; Insecta; Hymenoptera; Megachilidae
Source: RefSeq, a predicted model, not a curated record
AUGAAUCCUUCAAAAUGGAACCUUGCUUUUAUAACAAUGCUCACGUUAAUCUCCACGGGCAGUCCAGCCUCGAAUGGUCCGCAACAUCCGCAGAAACGGCAGGUACCGAUGGCGAACCAAUCGCUUAGCGCGCAACCCUACUGGGAGCACAUUCUCCGUGAAUUCGUGUUCAAGACAAUCUCGCCACCCGGCAACAACCAGCUCUACAAACGCCUGUUGGACGCUCCAUUUUACGCUGGUCCGUUUCCAAUCCUCUCGAACGACGUGUCCAGCGUCGUUCUGUCCCGUGGUGACGUUUAUUAUCUGCCGAACGGACACUGGCUGUUCUGUCAGGAGGGUUGUAUCGACUGCGAGGUGUGCUCGGAGUACACGCACCCCAUCGUCAGAUGGGUGCUCCGCAGGCUCAGAAGAUACUCCACUCAAGGAUCCACCAGACACGAUCUUCAGCUGACGGUUAUACCUCAGACCGAUGGUAGCUACCACAUGAGGAACCUCUCGCCUAGAUCUUACGUCUACGUAACGUCACAGGGUGAACAGGUUGCAUAUUGGAACGAUAAGCUGGCGCAUCACGGGUCGGGAGCUUAUGGGAAUCUCGAAGAAGGCGUUUUUGGGCCUAAGGAGAAGAGCUUCUGGAAGUACGUGCAGAGGGACUCGGGGGAGAGACGGAAUUAUACAGCUUGGAAUGACACAGUUGCGAGACAUAAGAACGACACGGUUGCUCAAAAACAUGAAACAAUUGCUCCAAAACACGACACAGUUGUUGCAAAGCAUGAUACAAUUGUUAAACAUAAAAACGAUACAAUUGUUGCGAAACGAAAGAAUGAUACAGUUGCUACAAAACACGAGACCAUUACCAAGCAAAAGAACGACACAGUUGCUGUACCUUCAGAGAAACCUAAGAUAAAUUCUGAGGCAGUGUCUCUUGAGAAGAUACCUUUGAAAGAUUCAAAGCAACGUCCACACGUGACAGAUUUUGAUAAGAAUGUCACCUCGAGUCGGAACGAAAGCGGAAAUAGAUUGAAACAGUUAGUGCCGAAGCUGAUCCUCGGCACAGAUCAACUCGGACAGAAGCAUCUGGUACAUGUAGUACCUGCUGAUGGGUCGACAAACGCGACGUCGAUAAAUUCUGUUGCUCCCAAUGCACUGAACUUCACUGGACAGAGCAAGAACGCCUAUCAGAGGAUAUUGAGGAGGAUCUUCGAUUCGUUGAACAGCAACAGGCGGUCUAUCGAGAGUUUUCUUGAACCUCUCGCGCAAGCUAAGGCAAAUCGACAGAAUGAAGAACAUCAGCAGGAAGAAACAAGGAACGGUGUUAUAGGAUUAAAAGAAUUGGCUCGUCUUUAUCCAGUUCUCGGUAAUAGAAUUCGAAACGAGACCUCGUUACAUAAUCGCUGGCCUGCUACUUUGAAUUGGAAAAGACAGCGAAGGAAAUCGAACGACGAAAUAUUUGCCAGUAGUUUUAUCAACAGCACAGAUAAUCCUAAUGCUUCCAACGGUUACAAUUUGAAUCGUGAAAUACAGAAUCUAAGUAAUUCAGUGAUCAAUCAGUAUGUUAGUAAUCGAAAUGGUUCUGUGCGAUACAACUCUGGAAUAGUAAAACGUGAUUAA